Girardinichthys multiradiatus is the source of this 6709-nucleotide messenger RNA. RefSeq names its product kelch-like family member 15 (gene klhl15). Gene Ontology annotation, biological process: protein ubiquitination; nuclear protein quality control by the ubiquitin-proteasome system. Gene Ontology annotation, molecular function: protein binding. NCBI's taxonomy places the organism in Eukaryota, Metazoa, Chordata, Actinopteri, Cyprinodontiformes, Goodeidae. Gene Ontology annotation, cellular component: nucleus; Cul3-RING ubiquitin ligase complex. The coding region runs from base 330 to 2345 and encodes 671 amino acids. The transcript has 10 exons. The record is from RefSeq and is a predicted model, not a curated record.
GCUUUUUAAAAGUAUUUCAAUUUAUUGAAUGGGUCUGUACAGUAAUGGGACUCCAGAAAAGAAUUUUUCCCUUCAACUGUAGUGAUGCAUCCUCGUAAAUACACAAUCUUCGCCGCUCUGCUCACCGCCAUUCAGUUCCGCCCAGAAAGGAAAUGACGCCGGUUGCAGAAGAUGGAGUCCGUAAAUCCUGUGGGCUGCCGUGGUUCUGUAGCCGUCUAAUUUAGAGCCGUGUAGGGGGUCCUUCCGUCCGUCAAAUGGAUUACCGUCGGAAUCCGGCAGUUCGCCGCUGCCCUCCUCUCUCCUGAACCCGGAGCUGAACCCCUAACUUCAUGUCCGACGGAGCCAGAGCUGCCUGGUCGAAGAGGGGUUGUGGGGAUUCGCACCGCCGAGAACCGGGGAAACAUAAACACAGGAAAUGCGAGCGGGCCCUUAGCGCUCAGCCGUCACAGCCUGUGAUCAUUCGCCCGGGCUCCAAAAGGUGUGUUAUGUCGGGGGGAGAUGUGGAGGUAUACCUGUCCCAGGUGCACGAUGGGAGCGUGUCAUCGGGUUUCCGUGCGCUGUACGAGGAGCGUCUGCUGCUGGAUGUCACGCUGAUGAUAGAGGAACACCACUUCCAGGCCCACAAGGCGCUGCUGGCCACCCAGAGCGACUACUUCCGGGUCAUGUUCACAGCUGACAUGAGGGAGCGGGACCAGGAUAAGAUCCACAUGAAAGGGCUGACAGCUGCUGGCUUCGGCCACAUUCUCAGAUUCAUGUAUUACGGUUCUCUGGAGCUCAGUAUGCCCACCGUGCAGGAGAUCCUGCAGGCGGCCAUGUAUGUCCAGCUGACGGAGGCAGUGGAGUUCUGCUGCUCCUUCCUGUUGGCUAAGAUCUGUCUGGAGAACUGUGCCGAGGUCAUGCGCCUCCUGGAGGACUUCAGCGUCGGCGUGGAGGGCGUCCAGGAGCAGCUUGACAACUUCCUCCUCGAAAACUUUGUCCCUCUGAUGAGCCGGUCCGACUUCCUGUCCUACCUCAGCCUGGAGAGACUCCAGGCCUACCUGAACAGCGAUGCUCUGAGUCGCUACCCAGAAAUCGAGCUGUACGAGGCUGUCCAGGGGUGGCUGAGACACGACCGGCGGCGCUGGAGGCAUACGGACACCAUCGUGCAGUCCAUCCGGUUCUGUCUCAUGACUCCUGCAGACAUCUUUGAGAAGGUGAAAACAUCAGAGUUCUACCGUUACUCCAGACAACUGAGGCAGGAGGUGGAUCAGGCCCUCAGCUAUUUCCAUGAUGUCAACCAGCAGCCUCUGAUGGAGACGCGAUCCAACCGGAUUCGCUCUGUCCGCCCGCAGACCGCCGUCUUCAGGGGGAUGAUCGGCCACAGCAUGGUGAACAGCAAGAUCCUGCUGCUGCAGCGUCCGAAGGUGUGGUGGGAACUGGAGGGUCCUCAGGUGCCGCUCAGACCGGACUGCUUGGCCAUCGUCAAUAACUUUGCCUUCCUGCUGGGCGGCGAGGAGCUGGGGCCUGACGGGGAGUUUCACGCCUCCUCCAAAGUUUAUCGCUACGACCCUCGGCAGAACUCGUGGCUUCGCAUGGCGGACAUGUCUGUUCCCAGGUCAGAGUUCGCUGUCGGAGUCAUCGGGAAGUUCAUUUACGCAGUGGCAGGCCGCACCCGAGACGAGACGUUCUACUCCACAGAACGCUACGACAUCACAGAGGACCGCUGGGAGUUUGUGGAUCCGUAUCCUGUAAACAAGUACGGCCAUGAGGGGACCGUCCUAAACGGCAAACUGUACAUCACAGGUGGGAUCACGUCCUCCUCCACCUCCAAGCAGGUGUGUGUGUUCGAUCCGGGUCGGGAGGCAGGCGGAGGUGGAGGUGGAGGCGGCUCGGACUCUCACAGGACACGCACAGCACGUGGCCCGCUGCUGCCGGGCACCCAUGCCAGCUGCUGGGAGAACAAAUCCAAAAUGAACUACGCGCGCUGCUUCCACAAGAUGAUCUCCCACAACGGGAAGCUGUACGUGUUCGGAGGGGUGUGUGUGAUCCUGCGGGCGUCCUUCGAGUCGCAGGGCUGCCCGUCCACUGAGGUGUACGACCCGGAGACGGACGAGUGGACCAUCCUUGCCUCCAUGCCCAUCGGGCGCAGCGGCCACGGGGUGGCAGUGUUGGACAGGCAGAUCAUGGUGCUGGGCGGUCUGUGCUACAACGGCCACUACAGUGACUCCAUCCUCACCUUCGACCCCGACGAGAACAAGUGGAAGGAGGACGAGUAUCCCAGGAUGCCUUGCAAACUGGACGGUCUGCAGGUGUGCAGCCUGCACUUCCCAGAGUAUGUGCUGGAGCACGUCAGACGCUGCAGCUGAGGUCUGCUUCUCGCCACGGUUCGUUUUAUACAGACAGACUGUUCAAGGACUGAGGUGUCCUGCUGGGGAAAUCAGGUGUUUCCAGGUGGGCGACCCCUGAUCUUUUAAACUAGAGACCAGCACUUACCGUAAGGUGAGGAAUAGGUGGCUGGGGCCAUAGAGUCGCUCUUUCUUAUCGAUGAAGGUGGCCGACUUGUGGCUUGAUGAGGCAUCUCAUGUAACCAGUCAGCGCCCACAUUUUCAGAAUUACCUUUCUCAGAAAAUUAAAGAAAAAAUGAUGUCAGGGCGAAAACAAAAAAAAGAUUUAAUUCUGCUGGUUCAUGUUUGGACUGUGUCUAUACUCACCUGUUAUAUUUAGACCACCUGGUCAGGCUUGCUGCAGAAACGCACUGGAAGCGGCUGAGUCCAGCUUCGGCAGCAAAUUCACAAAUCACAGAAAUGUGUUUAACGAAUCCCACUCGGGAUGGGUUUCUCCGCUCGCUUCCAGAGGCUCGUACAUGAAGAUUUUUUUAAAAUAGGUUAGCAGAAAUAUUACCACUAUUUUAAAUCCCUGCAAAAUACCUAAUAGCUAAAUUAAUCAGAUAUACAACAAAAAUAACACUAUAUUCUGUAGUGUAGUUGAUUGUAUAAUCUGUCUCCAAAUAUAAAGUACAGUCAGUAGGAAACCAUGGAAGACAUACAGCAGAUGCAUCAAAUCCUGCCACCAGCUUUAAACUCGCACAUUAUCAACUCAUACGGUUUCGUUUUUGCUUCCAGUGCGUUCCAGCUUUCAAUCCCAGUUCUUCUCUUUGAUUUCAGAUAUCCACCUUACUGUGUUCAUCUAACACUGCAUCACCGUGUCUUUCUACGCUCCCCUGCUGCCUUCUGUGAAACGGCUUGAAAGUAAAUGUGUGUAUUUAUGAGGGAACCAUUACACGGUACAUCAUACAUGACUUGAUCAUACUUGAUUUACUGAUACUCCUGUCUAUGAUGAGGUUAAGGAGCUGCGCUGCUGUACCUUUGGUUUUGUUUACAUUCCCUGCACUUUAUCGGUUCUUAAUGUGAGUAUAAAAAGUGUAACCUACACUGUAUCGCUGGAGGAGUUUCACUGCAUCUGAAAUUACUUCCUGAUGGGUGGAAAUGAAGUAAAAUGUACCCAGUUUAAAAUAAAAUGAUGGGUUUUGGGCAUUUUAAUAAAUCUAGACCUCAUUCAAGAACAUUUUCUUUCUGCAGAAUUUGAAGAUUUAUUUUCCACCUGACUAUUAGUGGAAAAUAAAGUUAUGUUUUAAUCUGGAGCUAGAAAUGGUGACACACCAGCAAUUGGGAUUUUUCUGUACUAGAACAUUUUAAAGGUCUUCGGUUUUUUCCGACCCAUCCUUUAAACCUAAAGUAUCUGUCAUUCCCACACAUAAUCUAUUCUCACACCAUUAUUAUAAUGCUAGAUAGAUGUCCAUAUAAUUUUGCUGCUAGAUACAUUUUGAUGGUGUUUUGUAACAGAAACUGAACUGGUGAUGACUCAAUGCUAAGAUAUUGCCUGCAGUCUGCUAAAAAACAUCAGCUGAUCUCACUUGGUUAACUUGUUUCAUGUUUGCUUAGCAAAAUUAAUUACAGAAAAACCAAAAUGUCUACAGGUUACUAAAACAAUUUUAUUGACCCUAGUAUUAAUGACUAAAAUAUGUAAGUUCCAGAAAACAACAAAAUCAGUAGGUAAAGUUAGCUUUGGUUUAUGCUAACUGCAGCUAAUUUAGCAGUUAGAUUUCACUUGAUUUGACAUAAAUGUAACAAUUUUACCUGAUGUCUUGUUUAAUUAUGUCAAAUAAUUGAAAAACAAAUUCAGCUUAAUUUUCAAUUAUGGAUAAUAAAUAGAAGCACACAAAAUGCUAAAGUUAGCUUUAGCUUAUGGUCGCUGCAACUAUCUUAGCAGCUAGCUUUAACAAACUUGUCUAGUUUAGUUGUUUUUUGUCAGAGAUUGUGUGUUCAUUAUUUACAACUUAAAAUAAAUAUACUAUAAAUUUGAAAACUGAAUACAGUUGAAUAACAAUAUUACAUGAGAACACAAAAAAGAUGGUGUGAGUACAAAAGUUAGCCUGUGAUAAACGUUUUUUAAUUUCUUUUUCGCUAUAAACUGCUUCAACUGCUUUCCAACUGCUGCAAUUGUGUGUAAGAAAAACCUAGAUCAUUUUCAUUCAGUGAAGGUAUAAAUAAAGGCAGAUAAUCAGUGGAUAAACCUAGCUUUAGCUUAUGCCAAGUUAGCUUCCACUUGAUUUGGCAUACAAAAUGUAACAGAUUUUAUCUAGCUUCUUAUGCUAUUGCACAGGAUGACUUAAAAAUGCUGAUUUAAUAAUAUAAUGAUAUCUUAUGGUAAAGCUGGCUAUAUUUUAGGCUAGCCAGAGCUACCUUUCACUUGAUUUGGCCUACAAAUUUUAUUUCUCCACCGUUUGUUCUCAAAAUAUAAUAUUAUGUGUUUAUAUUUUUCAAAAAAGGUUAAGUGUAAGUGUAGUUAAAUACCAGUAUUGCAUCACUGCCAAAAUAAUUCAGAUGAAAUUGGCCUUGGUUAGAAAUGUUUGCAUGAGAUUCGUAUUAUUUCUUAGCCAGCAAUACCCAUUUCAACUGUUCUUGCAUAAUUAUGUGAAAUUGCAAAACAAGAUAAUUUUCACGUAGUUACAGAUAAUGGCAGCAUAAAAUGCUAAAAUUAGCUUUAGCUUGGACUGACUGAACCUGUCAGCAGCUACCUUUUACUUGAUUCAGCAUGAAAACCAUAACUUAUCCAGUUGUUUAAUACUAAAAUAGAUCGUGUUGAUAAAAUACACUUUAUGAAAUAUGAAAUGGUAAUUGUUUGAAGUUUAUCCUUUAACAAAAAGAAAGCAUUUAAAAGUUAAUAAACAAUCAAAUAAGUAAACAAGUUUUAAUACUUCACCAUUAUUAAUUGUUGUUGCUGUGAUUAACUUUAAUAUUUUGUGAAAUAAUAAAAUGACAUUUUCUGAUUUUAGUAAAAAUCACUUAUUAAAAUUAGCUUCAGCCUUGGCUAACCAAAACUAGCUAGCUUGAUAUUAGCUUCUCUCAUUUAUUUGAAAUAAAACCACUUUUAGCUGGCGAUUAGUUUAUCAUCUUUCAUCAUAAAUUUUAGUUAUCUUGUUAGCAUUUUGGAUACAGCUGCUCUCAUUUGUACCAAAAUAGACAAGUGAAAACAACCAAAACAUCAGUUUAUGAAGAAAAAACUAGGUUUGGCUGUAGUUUAGUUGAAGGAUAACACUGAAGGGUUUGUUUUGCAAGUCUUGCAAUUAUUUUAAUUGCUUAUUUCAACUUGUUUCUACAAAGUGUUCUUGUUUGAGGUCCAUUGGUAAUUUACCUCUGCUAAAUAAUUACCAGCCUUUGUUUGAACAGAUUCUGUAGGUUUCUACUGACUGAGUGCUGAUUUAAUUUUAGACAGGUAGAAGCAACCUGCAGCGGUUUUAAACCCGCGGCUGUCUUAAAAUAAAGCUUGCACCUUCCAGCAGCCCCAUAACCUUGAUCCAACAGGCCACGUAGCUGUUUGAUGACCAGCUUUCUUUAAUGUUAUUUUGAGCUAACUGUGAAAAGGGCUAGAGCAAAUAACGAUGCAGUCUCGUCUGCCGCGUAUUUAUUUAUUUUAUGAGGUAGUGCUUUUCACUGAGCUAUGCAGUAACAGUAUUAGGAAUGUUUAUUAUGCGAAUUUCAUUGACAGCCCAGUUUUUUUUCAAAUAUUUUCUUACUUUGUCUUCUGUCCUUUGCCGUUUGUCUCCAUCCCUGCAGCAGCAGUGCUUGACUUACAAGUGGAUCCAGUUUUUUUUUUGUUUUUUUUGAGGGGUCAGUAAAGUCAGCAAAAUGGAAAUGCAUAAAUGCAGACAUUUCAAAUCAUACUUUAUUUGCUCAAGUCUGUCUUGAUGUGAGUUAAAAUAUAUAAGGAAAUUGGAAGCAAGCAUUCUCUGGUUCGGAACAUUUCAAAUUAUUUCUAUGGUGCAUUUAUUUUUAUGAAAACAAGCCUGAGCAUUUCAUCCCUAUACAUUUCCUCUGCUCACAUUCAGCUGAUUUUAAUAAACAUCACAUGAACUAUGUCGCCGUUUGCCUGUCGCUCUUCUCCGAUAUUGCUGUUUUGAAGAAGAAACUUGUAAUCAAUGAAGUACAACUGUCCCUAUCUGAGGUACACGCAGUCAUAGCACAGCAUCCUUUAGUCCACCAGUCUCCAGUCUGUCAGUAGGAAAACAGAAUAGAGGAUGAUUAAAAAAAGAAACUUACCUUGCUUAUUUGACUGUAUCGGAGAAAAAGAAAGAUAAAUCUGAAUAACAUAUCUUACUCUGAGUAGAAUCUCUUUGGAAAUGAUUUGUAACUCCUUUCCAGAAAUAAAUGUUCAUACUGGUCAACCUUCA